This is a messenger RNA of Mesorhabditis belari, 2655 nucleotides long. NCBI's taxonomy places the organism in Eukaryota, Metazoa, Nematoda, Chromadorea, Rhabditida, Rhabditidae. The record is from the annotation of a GenBank genome assembly.
AUGUCGGAGUGUGGUUUUUGUGGUCGAAAGGCUGGCUCAUCCCCAUCAUUUCCCCUUCUCCUUUGCACUUCUUGCCUCUCAACCGUCUACUGCUCUCACGAACACCAGACUCUCGAUUGGCCAAGACACAAGACAAAGUGUUGUCAAUUUGUCGAAACGCGCAAAGGAAACGGUCGAUUCUCACCGCAAUUGGUCGGCAGUUGGUCAUCCGGUCACUUCUCGGCGAUCAGCCUCGACAGCGUCGCGUCUAACUCUGUUGAGAAUUUACCGACGCUUACAACUCUGAUGAAUCCGGGAUCGUCAUCCUCUUCUUCAUCAAGAGGCCUCCCUCCUCCUCAACACCCACACAAUCAUCCACAUCCCGAUUUCUCAGCUCCUCCACCAAUCUCAAUCCGAGAAAUGGUCGAACAACAAGCCAACCUCCAAGCAUCACUCAACUCCGGACUGCUUGAUCAAAUCGCCGCCAGUUUGGCUGCUGCAAACCCUACCAUUUCAUUGGGGCUGGCCCCCGCACCGCCGAGUGGUCUCCCCGCUCCCCAGCCAAUGAAAAUCGACAAUCACAUGGCUUCACUUUUCUCACUUCUUCAAGCAAGAUCGAAUUCGUCGUUCAUGUGUCAACCAACAUUGCAAUCGAUCAAUCAACCAUUGAACCAAGCGAAUCUUCUUGCUGCUUUACAGGCGCUCACCACCCCAUCCACCCAAUCGGCUCCACCCCCACCCCUCAUCGGUUCAGCACUGCCAAUCGCUCUUCAAAAAGCCAUCGAAAGACAACAACGAGAACAACAAGAAAUUCAAUUCCAACCACAACAGCAACAGCAGCAACAACAACAACAACAACAACAGCAACAGCAACAACAACAACAACAACAACAGCAACAACAACAACAACAGCAACAAAUAUUGUUGGAGGAACAACAACGAAUACAGCAACUUCAACAAGCACAACAAGCUGAGGAAAGAGCCAGGAUUGAAGGACAAGUCGAGGUUGAGAGGAUGUUCAUCGACAGACAAAGGAAAUUCAGUGCAUCAAGCGACGGCUCUCGCAUCUCAAUUCCCCAUCCCUCAUCACUGAUCGGAUCAUCGCCACCGGCCAUAUCCCAACACAACUUCACAAACCACUCCUCCACUGUGCCCACCCUCGAUCAAUCCCAUCUCGCCUCAUCAGCUGUAGCCUCUUCAUCAAUCUCUUCACAACCCGUCGCUUCAUCGUCGAUCUCAUUGCAACAAUUGGCAGCCACUGCCUCUUCCCACCGUCCACUUGGCCUUCAUCCACUUCAUCCAUCAUCAAGUGUCUCAAUUCGUCCAUCCACUUCAUCCACUCCGUCUUCGGUCACUCUUCAACCGAUCAUAUCGGCUCUUUCAAAUAAGACGCUCAGCCAGGACGACGACGACGAGAUACAGAUAGUUGCGGGCAGCUCCUCCGGCGAUUCCACUUCACAAUCGAGCUUUUGCCCGUCUCGUGGUUGUCGCAAACGGGCUCAAGGCAGCGAUCGACCGGCAAAACCGAAAAUCGAUCAUUCGAGGAAUAUUCUCUACAAGACAACCAUGCAAGAACACCAGAAACAUUUGUUGAACAAGGGCCUUGUGCUGAACACUCAUCAAUCGAUGAUCAUGAGGCUACGGUAUAUCGCCGAGCAUGUGAUCCGAGCGUUGAACGAGUUCGGCUGGGCUGUUGUCGAUAAUUUCCUUGGUUCCGAACAGUGCAAAUUCACGUACAAAGAAAUCGAGCGCUUGUAUGAUCGAGGUCUUUUUACGGCGGGACAGGUGGCCGAUGGGAAAAGUCGAGAUGGAGAUCAUAUUCGAGAUAUUCGAUCAGAUUAUAUCUACUGGUUCGACGGAUCGGAUCGACGAGCCGAGGACGCGGCCACCGUUCGGCUUCUCGUUUCGAUGAUCGACUCGGUGAUUCUUCAUUUCAACAAACGCAUUCCGCCGUACACGAUCGCCGGACGGAGUCGAGCAAUGAUCGCAAUCUAUCCGGGCAACGGCACUCGCUACGUAAAACAUGUGGACAAUCCGAUGAAAGACGGCAGAUGCAUCACGACGAUCUACUACUGUAAUGAGAACUGGGAUGUUGAUAGGAACGGUGGAGCCCUUCGUCUCUAUCCGGAAACCUCGGAAGUGCCAAUGGAUGUCGACCCGAAAGCGGAUCGUUUAGUUUUCUUUUGGUCGGAUCGUCGAAAUCCGCACGAAGUGAUGCCCGUCUACAGACAUCGCUUCGCUAUCACAAUCUGGUACAUGGAUAAAGAGGAACGCCAGGACGCUUUGGAGAGAAUGCAACACUCGGACACAGAACAUGAAGGAAGAUUGAGAAUUGAAAGUGGAGAUGUGGAAGUGGAAAAGAAAAGAAGUCCACCGAUCGAUGCACAUCUAUCGAAAGAUAUACCUAGAACGAAACCAUUCCGAAAUGCAUAUCCAAAUAGAACAUCUCGUGGUGAUGAUGGCACAGUGGACAGCGGUGUGGAGGACAAUGCCUCGAUUAUCUCCGGUUCAGCUCAUCCACCACCACGACGCACGCAUCUCCCCCGUGCACCCCGAGUCUCAUCGCAAGCUGGAAGUGUUGCUCAAGAUCGAAUCGCCGAAGAGCGGGCCUCCGUUGCAUCAGAAGAGGGUAACGAUCUCCCGGCUGGACACGAUGUCAACCCAGAAUAUGUCAUU